Molecule: messenger RNA, 2527 nt
Organism: Notolabrus celidotus (New Zealand spotty)
Lineage: Eukaryota; Metazoa; Chordata; Actinopteri; Labriformes; Labridae
Gene: ctif
Product: CBP80/20-dependent translation initiation factor
Exons: 14
Coding region: 274-2421 (715 amino acids)
Biological process (GO): regulation of translational initiation
Cellular component (GO): cytosol
Molecular function (GO): translation activator activity; protein binding; RNA binding
Source: RefSeq, a predicted model, not a curated record
CUUCGGUGCACGUGUCAACUCGGCCAGCAAACCGGACUAAACGUCACAUUCCUGCAUUCCCGUUUUCCUUUGCAUGGGAUGUCGGAGUUAGCUCCCCCGUAGACACCUAAUCCUCUUCCCACUUUUCUUCAGGAGAAACACACCCAUGUCACGGCGGUUGUGAUCCCGGGAAGUGAACCCAGGUUUCCCAGGAGUCAGAAGCUCACUUCGGGUCACUUUCCUCCCUCCCUCCCUCCCCCUCCUCCCCUUCCACCCGUCACAGCGCCGGUUGCCAUGGAGAACUCCUCGGUGGCGUCUGCAUCCUCUGAGGCCGGGAGCACACGCUCGCAGGAGAUAGAGGAGCUGGAGCGCUUCAUUGACAGCUAUGUGCUGGAGUACCAGGUGCAGGGGAUUCUGGGAGACAAGACAGACAGAGAGUUGGAGCUGGACAAUGGUGGCAAGGUGCCACAGUGGACUGAUGACUGUAACAACAAGAAAGAUGGCAGCUGGACGUCUUCAAGGGGAAGAGGCUCAUUCAAGCCAGAUGAGUGGGAGCACAGCAGUAAUGGCAGCACAGGUUCCAGACCCAGCUCAGGAUCCAGACCAGGAUCAGGCUCCCGCUCUGGUAGCAGAGGCAGAAACAACCAGUUUAAAGGCCCUGCAAAGAACGGGAAUAGAGAGGGCUCCUUUGACAUCCUGGGGACAGACAUAUGGGCCGCCAACACGAUGGACUCACACGGAGGUGCAGGCUGGGACGUGCAGCCAGAGAAGCUGGACUUCAGUCAUUUCCACAGGAAACACUUCAGAGGAACGCCAAAGCACCUGCCUCACAUUGACAGAGAGGGGAUGAACAAAAACAAGUUUGAGGAAGAUGACGGCAUAGACAUGAAUGACAUAGAGAGGUUCCUGCCAAGUCUGCGCUCUGUCUUCCCACCCCUUCCUAACGAGGCUGAGAUCGCACACACCAAAAAGCUCUUCCGACGCAGGAGGAAUGACCGACGAGUGAUUGAUCAGUUCACCCGAGAGCAGUUAACCAUACUUCUGCCCACUGGCCCCGGGGGACAGCGACGAGUCUCAGCCAGGAGACAGCAGCGACCUCAGGGAGGACAAGGAGGAGGUGGAGGUGGAGGAGGAGGCGGAGGAGGUGGUGGAGGAGGGAAGAACCAACCACCUCAGCUGAUACAACAACAGUCACCACAGCACCAGAGGGAUCACACCCAACAGCAGUCCCCAAACCAACAGCAGCAGAACACAUCAGAAAUAGGAGAUAACAGAAACAUCAGUGCUGGUCGACCACCUCGCCAGUAUCAAGGAGGACAUGGGCAGCGCCAAGGAGGAGCCUCACACCACGGAUAUAGCCAGAACCGGCGUUGGCACCACAAUCAGAAGGGCCCGGGGCAUGGACAGACAAACUCUCCAUGUGAUAGAGGAGUAUCUCCACGAACAACCAAAGAGACAGAGAAUGUAAAAGCAGGUGACGAGAUCAGAUCACAUCAAGACUGCAAAAGCAAGAGUCCCAAUGAGUCACCCAAAUACGAGUCAACGCCCAGUAAAAACAUUUUUCCAGAUCCAACAGUUAGCAAAGAGUCACCCAAUCCAGCAGGAGGUUGGAAGGCAGGCGAGGGCCAGUCAGAGUGGCCCCAAAUCAGCCUGCUGCAGUCUUCAAAGGAGAGGCUGAGGAGGAGACUAAAGGACAAGGAGGACUCGCGCGUGGAGGCGUCAGGCUCCGGCCCACAGAGAAUGGACCGGCUGGUGGAGCUCCUCAACAGCAUGAGGAGCAACAGCAGCGGCGUGGAGCAGCAGCUGCAGUCCUUCAUGGAGGAGGCGCAGAACUCAGCGCGCUCAGAGGAAACCCUCGCUCAGGUGGUCAGCACCAUCUACUCCAAAGCGGUGUCAGACCGGAGCUUCGCCGCCACUGCCGCCAAGCUCUGCGACAAGAUGGCGCUGUUUAUGGUGGAGGGGACAAAGUUCAGAUCGCUGCUCCUCAACAUGCUGCAGAAAGACUUUGCUACUCGAGAGGAGCUCCAGCAGUCGGAUGUAGAGAGGUGGUUGGGUUUCAUCACCUUCUUGUGUGAGGUGUUUGGGACCAUGAGGAGCAGCUCCGGGGAGCCGUUCAGAGUGCUGGUGUGUCCCAUCUACACCUGCCUACGAGAGCUGUUAGAGUCUACAGAUGUCAAAGAAGAUGCAGUCCUCUGCUGUUCCAUGGAGCUGCAGAGUAUGGGGCGCCUCCUGGAGGAGCAGCUCCCAGAGAUGAUGAUCGAGCUCCUGGCCACCGUCAGGGACAAGAUGCUCUGUCCGGCCGAGUCCCAGCUGACCCGCUCACUGCUCAUGGAGGUCAUUGAGCUGCACGCACACCGCUGGAGCCCGCUGGAGGCUCUCACCACCCAAUACUACAACCGAACCAUCCAAAAGCUCACAACCACCACCUCAACCACUGCCUAGGUGCCAGCUGCCCCGGGAGGAGAAGAGACAAGACCCCCAGUGACGUUCUGAAGAUGAGCUUCCAACAGAUUUACCAAAAUAAAAACAUGAACACAUUUCUCUUAUA